AUGCCCGGCGUGCCCACCACCGAGGUCGCCGGCCUCUCCCUCGCCUCCCGGACCGUCCACGGCGAUGACCACAUCUCCGCGCACCGGGCCGUCGCGCCGGCCAUGCACGUCAGCACCACGUUUCGCUACAGCGAUGACCCGGACCAGCUGCUGGGCUUUGAUAACAUUGACCCCGCGGCGCCGCUAGACUCGCACAGCUACUCGCGAGCGUCGGGCCCCAACACGACGCGCCUCGAGUCCAUCCUCGAGUCCAUCCUCGGGGGCCCUACGCUCACCUACUCGUCCGGCCUGUCCGCCUUCCACGCCAUGCUCGUGCGCAUCAACCCGCGCCGUAUCGCCAUCGGCGACGGCUACCACGGCUGCCACGGCGUCAUCAAGGUGCUCGCCCGGCUCACCGGCCUGCAGCAGCUGCCGCUCGACUGCGACCCGUCGGAGCUGGGGCCCGGCGACGUCGUCCACGUCGAGACGCCGCUCAACCCUACCGGCGAGGCCCGCGACCUGCAGCACUACGCCGACAAGGCGCACAAGGCGGGCGCGUACCUGACCGUGGACGCCACGUUUGCGCCGCCGCCGCUGCAGGACCCCUUCGCCUUUGGCGCCGACGCGCACUACGCCGACAAGGCGCACAAGGCGGGCGCGUACCUGACCGUGGACGCCACGUUUGCGCCGCCGCCGCUGCAGGACCCCUUCGCCUUUGGCGCCGACGCGGUCAUGCACAGCGGCACAAAGUACUUUGGCGGGCACUCGGACAUGCUGUGCGGGACGCUGACGGUGCGGCCGGGGCUGGCGGACGAGUGGAUGAGGGACCUGCGCCAGGAGCGCAUGGUUCUGGGCUCCGUCAUGGGCAGCCUCGAGGGCUGGCUGGGCCUCCGGUCGCUGCGGACGCUCGAGCUGCGCGUCACGCGGCAGAGCGCCACGGCCACGGCCCUGGUCGCCUGGCUGGCGGAGCAGGCCAAGGACGCGUCCACGGCGGUGGGCGCCGUGGUCGAGCGGGUGCAGCACGCGAGCCUGCAGCCCGAGGCGGGCCAGGAGGGCAGCUGGCUGCAGAGGCAGAUGCCGCGCGGCUACGGGCCCGUCUUCGCCAUCUGGAUGAAGGACCAAGACACGGCGCGCAAGCUGCCGAGCCGGCUGCGGCUGUUCCACCACGCGACGAGCCUGGGCGGCGUGGAGAGCCUCAUCGAGUGGCGCGCCAUGUCGGACCCGGGCGUGGACAAGCGGCUGCUGCGGGUGAGCAUCGGCGUGGAGGGGCUCGAGGACCUGAAGGAGGACCUGCGGCUGGGGUUCGAGAGCCUCAGGGCCAAAUCGACAGUGUCUAUCAACGAGAAGAAGUAA
Molecule: messenger RNA, 1332 nt
Organism: Purpureocillium lilacinum
Lineage: Eukaryota; Fungi; Ascomycota; Sordariomycetes; Hypocreales; Ophiocordycipitaceae
Source: RefSeq, a predicted model, not a curated record